UCCCAUAAGUCUGGUUUGUGUGGGCCACUAGAAUUCUCUUUGGAAAUGAUCUAGUGCCUUGCACAGGCUAGAUACAGGUGUAGAAGACAAAUUGCCUACCCGUUGAGAAUUAGUCUGAUAGACACUAUAAGAUAUGAACAAUGAUUAUUUUUAUUUAGAUUUUCUAAUGUCUGGCUAAAAGCUGCUUUGUUGUUAUUAUUGUUAAGUGUAUCACCAUUAUUUUAGAAGUAAUGUCUAGUUUGGGAUGGGGACUUCACUGAGACUCAAAUAAAUACUGCUGCUUAGAGAAGUAUAAAAAGUAACAUAAACGUGUGUGUGUGCGCGCGCGCGCGCGCACACACACACACACACACACACACACACACACACACAAGCUGAAAGAAGGAGCCGGAGACUAGAACAGCAGAGGAUCACAAUGGAAAGAUCAUGACAUCAGAAGAAGCAGGGAGCAGGGAGGUAACCUGGGCCUGGGAGAGUUUGGAGUUUGGGACAAUAUGGGUAACAGGCCUUGAGCCUUUUAUCUCUAUAAAAAAAUUGUCUUCUUUAAAAUAAGAUGCUGAUCUUUGGAGGUUUAUUGAUGAAAUGCUAGAUGAGGUGACUGACAAGUAGUAUUGAUUUUUGCCUCCUUGGUUUUAUCUUCCUCGGGAAGAUAGCUGCCUCCAAUGAUGCUGGUUGCCUCCACCAUGCUGACCUCUGGAGUGGCAAUUCCUCUUUGAAAAUCCUGGACCAUGCCUGACAGCUCUUUCCUUUGUGGUUUCUCCUAACACAACUGAAAUAGGGAAUCAUCAUCCAGGGACCUGCCAGAAACCACAAGAAAACAUGGGGAGGGUUUUCCUCACGGGAGAAAAAGCCAAUUCCGUGUUAAAACGCUACCGAAGAGCUAAUGGGUUUUUUGAAGAAAUAAGACAGGGCAACAUUGAGCGUGAAUGCAAAGAAGAACUCUGUACAUUUGAAGAAGCAAGAGAAGCUUUUGAAAAUAAUGAAAAAACUAAGGAGUUUUGGAGCACCUACACAAAAGCGCAACAAGGGGAGAGUAACCGAGGAAGUGACUGGUUUCAAUUUUACCUUACCUUUCCAUUAAUCUUUGGCCUCUUCAUUAUCCUCCUUGUCAUUUUCCUAAUCUGGAGAUGCUUCCUAAGAAACAAAACUCGUAGACAGACAGUGACUGAAGGCCACAUUCCUUUCCCUCAGCACCUUAAUAUUAUCACCCCACGCCCCCCACCAGAUGAAGUGUUUGAUAGCAGUGGAUUGUCUCCAGGCUUUCUGGGAUACGUAGUUGGGCGCUCAGAUUCCGUCUCUACUCGCCUGUCCAAUUGUGAUCCCCCACCAACCUAUGAGGAAGCCACUGGCCAGGUGAACCUGCGGAGGAGUGAAACAGAACCUCAUUUAGACCCACCCCCGGAGUAUGAGGACAUAGUCAACUCCAACUCAGCCAGUGCCAUUCCUAUGGUGCCUGUGGUCACCACCAUCAAAUGAAGCUACAAACCUCUUUUUACUCUAAUCAUUUUUAAAAUACUAAUGAAAGAAAUUUCUAGCACUUUACCACUACAUAAAUGUUCAUUGACAUAUUUUAUUGGACUCUUACAGCAUACCACUUCACACUUUCUGGUUUUAUUUUCUUUAGUUUUGCUUCUUGUUAUAGAAUCAUUAUCCAUACUCAUUUUUACUAGGGGAAGUAUAUGAAUAGGGAAAACAUACUAAUGGGGUCUUUCUGUGAUGUGAUGAGACAUACAUGUAAGUGUAUAUGUUUAUAAACAUAUACAUGUGUAUGCAUCAACACAGUAUAUGUAAAGCUGUCUUAAAAAUCCAUUAACUUCUACCUAACUCAUCUGGAAAGAGAGCAUUACUCACCAAAAUUGCAAAACAAGGUACCAAGAAUUUGUGUAAUAGCCAGUGACGUGCUGCAGAUUUUUGCAAACAGGAUGUACUUGGAAUGUUUUCCAAUUGUUACUGGCUUUUGUUAAUUUGAUAUUUCUCCAUCUACCUUAAAAAGAAAAAAAUUACACAUAGUCAUUCUUGAUGUUAUAAAUAUCUCAGAAAGAGAAAGAGUGUGUGUGAGCAAUAAUGCAUAAGCUAGUAAUAACUUGCUUACAGCAGAUAGCAAUAAGGUCAUUGGUGCCAUUUGGCUUGUUUUGUAAUAGGGAUUUAUUUUUUGGUUGACCACUCCCCUCACUUCAAAAACUAAACAGCAUUUUCUUAGCAUCUUGAAUAUCUCCUGCAGUGUAUAUUAACAUUUUGAUGAGACAGAUUUCCUGGCAAUGAAAUAACUUCUAAAAUGGUUAUAUGUGUGGAUUAAUGACAGGGAAUAGAUACCCAUUACUCCUUUACUCAUGGGUGGUAAUAAUCUUCUCACUGUUUUAUUACCUUUUACUGUACAUUCUACAUUCUCUCCUGCCACAGAAUUUUCAAGCCCUUAUGAGUUUAGUUAAAAUUUUUGAAAUUAUUUUCUUAAUGUUUUUGUAUAGGCUGAUGUCUUUGCCUCAAGAUUGUUAGGAGGUAAUUUUCCAUUAGAUUAUGACUGUGAUUUUUAUAUUGCCCUCCAAUUGGUAGAAGAUUAUAAAGUCCGUGUUAUGCUAGGUGCACACUAAAUCUAGUAAUAGCCCCACACAGAUCUCAUCAUUGUUGCUACUUCCUUUUGUAUUUUCAUCGGGUAUUUUUUUAACUGCAGGGUUUUUACUCUUUUCUUGGAGCAGAGGGAACAGGCUGUAAAUGGAUUGCCAACAUAAGCUGGCUCAGAAAUAAAAGAAAACAAGAGAGUUGUUUCAUAAAGUUUCAUUUUGUAUGCACUGAUGGCAAAUUCAUUAGGUCAGUUCAAGGAAACAUUUGUACCACUUCCAAACCUUCUCAGGGUUGGAUAAAAUGAUUGAUGAGGCAGGCAGAAGGAAUGCAGGUUUCAGGUGUGUCAUUUCCUGCUGCUUCUAGCUCCAUCCCUAUGGACCCCUCCCCCAAUCCUGCCCUGGAACCUAAGGAAGGAGGAACACUGAGGGGAAUCUUGAAGUGGGAGUUAGAUGACCUGAAUUCAGAUCUCCCUCAAUCACAUACUUGCCAUCAACUGUACCUUGAACAAGAACCAUAUCUGACCCUUAACCUCCUCAACUCUAAAAUGGCGAUAAUAUCAUUUGUCCUGCACUUCUCUAAGGGCUUUACAAGGAUCAAAUGAGAUGGUGUGUACCUAAGAAAUUUGUAAAAUGUGAAGAGCUAUCUACACCAGGUUCGUAAUGUUGUCAUUGUGCUUCAAGGAAAAAUUUUCCCUCUGUUUUCCUAAAUUGUAUGAGAGCUUUCACACAGUGAGAAACAGAGCAGGCUGCCCCAUAAAUGGGUAACAUAUUCUUAAUCUGAGUGUGUGGGCUGUUAGAGAACCCCUGCCAUGCUCUGGUCUAUACUGAAACUGUGCCAACUGAAAGAUGAUAGCCCACACAGCACAAACAGGUUUAAGCAAAUGUUGGAAAGGGAACUAAGACAUUUGUGCUUAGGUAAUAGGCUUAGUAGCUUUCAUGGACUAAAAAUGAUUGAUUAUAUCUUCACCCUGGUCUCAGAAAUGACAUUUUUAGUUUUGCCAUGAGUACACAUGAAUAUUUGGCUUCUAUUUAAAGCUAAAGUAGGAAGUGUUUGAUCAAGUUAAUUGUGUAUGUAUAUGUGGGUUUUUUGUUUAUUUUUAAAUGAAAAUUAAGACACCUUUUGUGUGGACAUUUUUUGUCAUUAAUGUCAGGCUUUAGAUUAGACCAGCAGUUUUCAAAGUAUGGCCCAUGGGCCCAUGGACCCCUGGGUUCCUUGAGAGCCUUUCAGGGGGACUGCGAGAUCAAAAAUAUUUUUAUAAUAAUUUUGAAGACAUUGUCUGUUCAUUCUAUCUCAAAAAGAGUAUUGCAAAUCUAAAACAAUGCCAUCUUCUCACAAAUCUCUUUCUCUUUUUGAAACUAUGGCUAUUUUUCAUAAAAUGUUAUUUGUGUUAGCAUGUAAUGGGUUUAUUAUGUUUAAAUAAGUUAAUACUUUAAAAAUUUUCAGGAUUUUUUUUAGUAUGUUAAAUGUUGAUAGAUAUAAACCUUAUAAACAAAAGCACUUUGGCAUCCAGAUCCUCAAUAAAUCUUGAGAGUAUAAAGGGGUCCAGAGACCAAAAGUUUUAGAAGUGCAAGAUUAGACAUAGGAGCAGGAUAUUCUGUUACUAAGUAUGAUUUCUAGCAACCUUAUUUUAUAUUUUAAACUCCUGAUACUGGAUUUAAUGCUGCCUUUUAGAGACACCUGAAUUGCAGUAUCAGAAUAAAUGAUGUUUGAAGCUAAAAAGCCAAAUGCUUAAACUGACCAAUGACUAUAGCAUUUUAGACUGUUGGUUAAAGAACAUACUACUUCACAGUAAUAGCUCUAUCAGCCACAGAUCUCAUGGUGGCUUUUGCAUGAUAAUGAUAGGAUAAGCAAAAUACCACUGUCUUCAAGAAACAUUAACUUGGGUUUGUUUUGUUUGAGUUUGAUUUGGCUUUUAUAUUUUUUAAAAUACCUUUUGCUACCCUAUCUGGUUUUAUAAACUGAGUUUCUUAGCAUUCAUUAAAAUUAAGGGUUUUGUUUGAAAUAACAUAUAUUUUUUAUGCUUUUGCCUUUCUUACCUGAUUGAUACUACAUUCACCUUUGAUUGUUUUUUAAAAAGUUUAUUUUUACAGAAUAUAUUUAGUACCUUUCUUAAGGAGUAACUGAAUUGAAUCAACCAAUUUGCAUUUAAAUAAAAGAACAGGCUCAAUGAUCUUCCUGUGGAAUGGUUUACAUGCCUCCAUGUGCAGUAGUUGUGUCUGGAAUCCUAGAACUGGCACUUUCUGCCUCCCUGCUCUAAAUGUCACAAUAAAUUAUACUUCUUUAAAGUAAAUAUAAUGAUUUCUUCUUUUCUAUUGACCAGUACAGAUAAAGAUGUUGUCUUUGUUUCAUUACUAACGAUGACUUCAAGAUUGAUGAUCUGAUCCAGUAACUGUGGAGGUAGCUUUAACUUGGUUCUGUGUAAAUAGUAUGCAUUUUAUUAUAAUAUUUCACAUUUUAAGAUGCUUGGUUUACAUUAAAUUAUGGUAUUUAACUAUUUUUAUGUUUAUACUAGGUAGGGUCUUUCUUAUGUUUCUCUGUUUUUGGUAUGUUAAAUAAAGCUAUUUUUAAACCCAAGA
Messenger RNA from Sapajus apella (tufted capuchin), 5135 nucleotides. It is a transcript of the gene PRRG1, whose product is annotated as proline rich and Gla domain 1. Gene Ontology annotation, molecular function: calcium ion binding. Lineage: Eukaryota; Metazoa; Chordata; Mammalia; Primates; Cebidae. The coding region runs from base 820 to 1476 and encodes 218 amino acids. The record is from RefSeq and is a predicted model, not a curated record. Gene Ontology annotation, cellular component: extracellular region. The transcript is spliced from 4 exons.